Molecule: messenger RNA, 2166 nt
Organism: Phytophthora infestans T30-4
Lineage: Eukaryota; Oomycota; Peronosporomycetes; Peronosporales; Peronosporaceae
Exons: 11
Coding region: 1-2166 (721 amino acids)
Molecular function (GO): protein binding
Source: RefSeq, a predicted model, not a curated record
AUGCUGUCGUUUGAUGCAGACGACGUCUCCAGUGACGAAGAACUCAUAGGAAUUCCAGGUCCAGACAUCCCGGACCCCGAUAUUUCCUUCUCUCAGGAGAAACUGGGGGAUCUCUCAGUCACGGAAAAUAAUCUGGAAGAAACCGCCGUGUUAACGCUCUGUGACGGACUAGCGAAUAGCCUCACAAAAGUCGAACGAGACCGAAUGGAGCUGCUCAAUCUGUACACAAUAGCGCUCGCUCAGCAGCCGAGUCCAAUUGUGUUGGGGCGAGAUCAGUUCCAAGACGUGUUUGGCGAUAAUAUCCGAGGCGGGAUGCUGUCACAUUUGAGUCGCCGACAUUGCUUGAUUCACGUCGAGAACAUGUCGUCGCAGGAUGAAUCCGCUAGAAUGGGAGUUAAAGUGCGUAUUGAAGAUACAAGUACUAACGGCAUCAAGAUUAAUGGACUGCCGCUUAAAAAUGGCCAGUCGCACGAGUUGCAGUUGAAUGAUAUUGUCACACUGAUGCGGAUUCGACGAGGAGAGGAGGACGUUUCGCUGGAAUACAAGCUGAUUCGGGCGGAUCCGGGGCCUGAAAAGAGCAAGAGAAGGAGUAGAAAGAGCAGACACGAUGGACGGUUCGUCAGACCGAGCGACAAGUUCUCGUGCGAGUUACUGGACGUGAGCAAUCGACACGGACUCUCUCCAGUGCAGGAAUCGGACGGUGUAUCACCUGUCACAGUUCCAGCUCGAGCUAUUGCACAGGACAUGCGACAUGAGAUACCAGCGGGGCUAUUUACUCCAGCAGAUACCUCUCAGUCCUCGAGGAAGAAGGAGGAUACGAGCAAAGCGGAGCCAUUUCGACCAAUGCCUAUCUUGGCGCGGAGAAUUCAAUGCACAGUGUUAUUCGCUGAUCAGUCCACACAGGAUUUCUCCGAGACGAGUCAGCCUCUAGAGGUGCCGAACUUUGACUACCGUGAAGAGUUAUCCGAGAUCUUGUCGUCUUUUGCUUCGAUCCGAUCAUUUGACGCAUCAUCGUAUCACUGUGCGACCAUAGAGACGAUUGAAGACGCUCUAAACGAUGACAGCGAUGUGGUGUUCUAUACCGGUGGGGGGGAUGAGGAUCAUUUGGUAGUAGAAGGCUCAAACGGGUUGUCAGCUCGUCUCGAAAAGGACGAUAUACGUCAACUCUUGUCUGAAGCAGGCCCUUACUCACCAAAGCUGAUCGUUGUCAUCGCACCUUCACUUGGACCAGCUUUUCUGUUGGCUGAAUGCGGGGCUCCUCACGUAUGUUUCUUGAGCUCUACCAGCAAACAUUCACUGCGGGUUACUUCGUUUAUAAGGGCGCUGACUGCUGGUCUACUAAAAGGCUAUUCUAUCGAGAAGAGCUACAUUUUGGCUGAGUUCGUGGCUCUGAACGACUUACUGCCAAUUGUACGACCAACCGACCAGAUCUGUAAGUUGCUACCGAGCUCGAAGCGACACAACAACCAGAUCGGGUCUCCUAUCACAGAAGCGGCGGCCGAUAGAAACGUGAUUGCCCUGCUUAACGCGCUAUUUAUCCCCGUUCUGGCAACUCAUUUCCUCGGAAGAGAUGUCCAAGUCCGCAAGGCAGCUUUGGCUCAGAAGAUUCGAGUCUGCAACGUGCAUGGCCCUCGAGGCGUCGGGAAGUCGUCAAUUGCCAUUCACGUUGCUAAAAUGUCAUACCGCACGAGGGGAUACCGGAAUGGGGUGCACUAUUUUGCUGUAGACAAGUUGGUGGAGCACAUUCAAAACGGUAUCAACUCAGUUUUGGCGUCCUCGCACGACGACGAGUACCCGCGGCCGAGUACUCAGCGCGAAGAUCCUCUACCGAAAGUGAUCGAAGGGGUCGAAACCCUUCUUCAUUCACUUCCAGAGACGGACCCCGCAAAUUACCCGACUACACUUCUGGUUUUGGACGGGUGCGACGUCGUUCUUCCAGCACUUGAGGUGUUUGUGCUGAAUAUCAUUCGGUCGUUUCCCAGUGUCCAGAUCUUAGUAACUUCAACCGAAAAGCUACAGCUGGACACUGAUGGAGGCGAUUAUUUACGUGAAGAAGCCAUUCACGUUAAAGAACUGGGGAAAGCGGAUAGUGCCAAGCUAUUCUUCAAGUUAGCAAGGGGUCAUUUGACCUCAAGACAAUUCCGACACCGUACGUUCGACUAUUAA